AUGGCCUAUAAUGCCGUCGCCCAGGUCGAGGUGGCCUCUGACUCUGACUCUGACUCUGACUCUCAUCAUUCACUCAGUCCUUCACUUUCCCGAGUUCAACGCAAUGCCGACAUUCAUUUAGACUCUGCCGACAAACUCGAAUCCCACUUAGGCGCUAUCUACCGCUCCAUGACUUCGUCCAACUACGACGUGGUCGAAGCCGAUGACUACGACGCCGAUCCUUCCCCCAAACAUCACUCCAUUCCUCCACUCAAUACUAGUACGGUCGCGCGACAUUCCUCUCCUUCCUUGCGAAGUGCCUCCAGCGACGCCCCUAUUCCUCUGAAUCACCCAACCCCGGAUCUGCAAUCACUGCAAGGCGCCUAUGUGGGUAAUGUAGAGCGAUUGGAGCAGAGUGCAGAGCGUCUUAGCUCCAGUACCGCCGAUAUCGCUAGUGAAAUUCGCAAACUGGACCAGGAACAAAAGCGUCGAUCCUACAGUUCGGCUUCCAAUUCCAUCAUGCGGAAUGGUGCAUUCUCCCCGGGCGCAGGCCUUACCAGAUCUCCUCAUGGUUCGACCCGAUCUCGAUCUACACGCCGGCGCUCCGUCUCCAGUGGAUCUUACCUGGCGCAGGUACCGGAGCCCGCCCACGACGACGGUCAUUUCGUAGAUCAAUUCCCCCCGACCCUACCCAUCGCCCCACAACUCCCCCUUCAUGCUCCCAGCACCGGACGCUUCUAUGGUCAAUAUGACGGCCCAGCGGCUCCUGUGGCUGAAGAGAUCGAGCGACCCGGUACAGCCGCAUCGGGAGAUACCUACCAACAAGCCCGGACGUUGUUUACCGACUUCGAUGGCGUUCAUUUUGCGCCCUUGGAGCUGGCCGGUCCCGGACGCCAGAUGUCUCUGAGCCAACCGCCCCUUGCAAGCAAUCCGGAAUCAUACAAGGAGCUGCAAGCGGGCCAGAACAUGGUCUACUAUCCCGCACCAGUCCCACGUAUGUUGAACCUCCCUCCUAAACUCUCUCGCAAACCACCGGCUGCCGAGCGUGAGAAGCGUCGUACGCAGCUCUUGACUACCAUCGUAGCUGAGGAUAGAGAGGCGGCAUUUGAGGGAGGAACGACCGACGGUCAUAAAGAGAAGCGGCAAUCAACACUGCCCCCGCAGCUUCGGGCGAGCGUCUUCUUUGAUCGGCCCAGUACCACGCUCGAGCUUGAAGUUAAGCAGGACUCGGCAGUUGCGACCCUUGAUAGCAUUCUCGACGCCUCGGCACAUGCACCUGUCUCGGCCUUCACGGAUCAUCCGUAUGCGGGUCACGUCGGGUCGUACGUCUAUGGAAAGGAGCGCAAGACUCUUCGAAAACAAAAAUCGGGUCAGAACUCCCAGCUUCCAAUGGGGCAACAACAGAGCACGGUCAGAGAUGUUGCGUCUGAGGGUUCGGUUCAUUCGGACAAUGGACUGCAGGAGGAGUCGGAGCGCCUGCAUGAGAACGAAUCAGAGGGUUCAGAUGAGUCGGGGAAUGAUGGUGAUGAGUACUCGCAAGAGAGUGACGAUGACGAUGAGUCGGACUAUGUGGGACCGCCAAACACCUUAUUAGCGGAACUGGAGCUGCGAAAGCACGAACUUGCACAACGGAGACGUACGGUAGUCCCCCAGUUCACGCCAGGCAUGAAGAAUACACUGCUGGAGUUGGAUGCAAUGGCUCAGAAACAAAGUGAUAAGAGAAGACGCCGGCCAGUAACCUUGGCUUGGGAUAGCCGCCGUACGGCUGACGAUGACGACGUUCCUCUUGCAAUGCUAUACCCUGAUCAGAUAAAUGCGGAUGAUGAUCAACCACGCGGUCUGAUGGAGAAGCAUCACGUCGAGGAACAUGAACCCUUAAGUACACGUCGUGCUCGGCUGAGGGGGGAGCCAAUUCCCGAAAAACGACCUGUCACCUUCUAUGCCGAGAAACCGCGCCCUGCACCAGAGCCCGCCACAGACGAGACGGGAGAGGAUGGUGAGACUUUAGCCGAACGCUUGAGACGGCUGAAAGGACUGAAUCCAUCGGAGACCGAAUUCUCCAAUAUUCUGCUGGCCGAAUUUGACAAUCGCCUCGGAUCUACCCCCACCGCGGAGACUGCACCAGUCCCUCAACAGCCCGAAGAGGAGACUCUCGCACAACGACGUUUACGUCUAAAAAAGGAAAGUGGCGCCCAGCCUGGUCUCGCCAAAAACCCCCGGAUGCGAAGAAGCAUGGCUGCCCUUCCUCAAGUUCGGGCGUCAAAUGUAGUCCGCAAGUCCUCUCACGACGCAUUCCAACAACCCGGCUUGAUGCAGCAGUACGGAAACCGCAUGUCCAUGCAACAGUUCCCGACCAACAUGGCAUACCCGCCGAACCAACCACCUCCCCCACCCUACAGCCAUGGACCGGCCUACCCACCUCCCUAUGGCUAUACCCAAACCAUGAUGGCCAUGCAUAACAUGGGUUAUCCUAUGCCUAAUGCUUAUGCGUCAACCAUGACUCGACAGCCCGUUGAUCCCAACCAGCGUGAGGUCAUUGACCGCUGGCGGCAGAGCAUUCGUUAA
This is a messenger RNA of Penicillium odoratum, 2544 nucleotides long. RefSeq lists its product as uncharacterized. NCBI's taxonomy places the organism in Eukaryota, Fungi, Ascomycota, Eurotiomycetes, Eurotiales, Aspergillaceae. The record is from RefSeq and is a predicted model, not a curated record. The coding region runs from base 1 to 2544 and encodes 847 amino acids. The transcript has a single exon.